Messenger RNA from Magallana angulata, 2833 nucleotides. RefSeq names its product putative leucine-rich repeat-containing protein DDB_G0290503. The transcript has 2 exons. The coding region runs from base 615 to 2075 and encodes 486 amino acids. NCBI's taxonomy places the organism in Eukaryota, Metazoa, Mollusca, Bivalvia, Ostreida, Ostreidae. The record is from RefSeq and is a predicted model, not a curated record.
CCAGUUUAAAACUGCAUUAUGCAAUCCAUAGCUGUCCAUUGCAAUUUAAAUCUCUCCAAUUGAACUAAAGAUAAGUUGUAUGGAGAAUUCUACAAACCUUUCAAUUCAAAAAAGUGUGAACAAGUUCUUAAAUUCAAAUGAAUAUAUACUGCUAAAAGGACCAGACUUUGGGAUUAAUACACAUAUAACAACAGAUCAGAAUGCAUCUGCUGAAGUGAACGAAGCUGAAGUGAUUUUGGUGCAAAUUUCCUUCCACUUUUAAGAUUGAUUUCCUUGAAAACCCUGCAUCGAGACAUAUCUAGAAAGGAGCUACCUUAUAUAUCUAGGAUACAGAAUAUGUGACAACUGUUUGUCUGCUGGGAGGCCUGCAGAAAUUUACACCUGAUAAGAAUAUACUUUACCUUGAUCACCAACAAAAUUGAAUAUUGAUAUUUUUCCCCUGCAUUAUCAUAGAGGUGUGGGAAAACCACAAUCUGUGACAGUUUGAUUAGAAUUUACAUACCAUUGUUCAAUUGUCGAAAUGUUUGUGGAAUAUGAAGUGAUUUUGGAAACAUGAAAUAAUCGUCAGUGUAAAUUUUUGUAAGACAAACUUAAUUUGGGACUUCAUUAACUAAAUGGCACAAAAUCAGACAAAGAAAUCAAGAUCUUCAAAAACCAAUUCCAGUGACAAAGACCUACCAAAGAGAGAGGAAACGAUGACCAAAGAAACAUCUGAGAAGGGCCAAGCUCCUAUGGAAUCAUCUCGGAGAAUGUCUGGCCAGGCCAAAUCCAUGCUGGAGUCUCCAAGAAAAUCACUCGAACACUCAAACAGACAAGACAGAGGUUCCACUGAGGUAGCAAAAAAACAAACUGACCCAGUGAAAAACCAAGCUGAGCCAGCCAAGGGACAAGGAGCAAAAUCAAAAACAAGUCCAACGAAGAAGCUAUUAAAGAUUGAAAGAAACCAAACUGAGGCUAAGAAGAUGCUUUGUCAAAUGAACAGCCAGCUGACAGAGCUACUCUUGGGCAGGCCGAAUUUAACAGAAAGUCCAACGGACCUUACUAGAAGAUCUCUAAUAGAAAUUCAAAACUUAGGCAAGGACAUUAUGGCUCUUUUGGGUGGUUUAGGCAAAAAGCCAGGCUGUUUUCUGGAGGAAACAAGACGUCUUCUGGGAGACUUUGAGAAACUUAAACAGAAUUACCAAAAAAGUGAAUCCAACCUAAAAAGUGAAAAGGACCUAGUGAAGUUCUACACAAGCAAAUGUAGAGCAUAUCAAAAUGAAUCAGAAAAAUUAAAAGUAGAGAAAAAGCAAAUUGAGGAAAAAAUUAAAGAAUUUGAGGAUAAAAUCAUUGAACUUGAAAAUACUAUUGUUCAGACAAAGCAGAGCCAUCACAAUGGGAUUAGAAUACUCACUGACAAACAAGCAGGUCUGCAAGAAAAACUAAACAAAUGUGAAUCGUCUUUAAUAUCUACAUCAGAGAAAAACAAGGAACUACUUGAGGAAAACCAAAGUCUUAAAGACAAAAUCCUAGAUUUGGAGCAAAAGCACAAAUCUCUUGAAAAAAAGUGUGUGAAUUAUCAUAAAGAUAUCGAAAAAAUUACUCACAAAAACAAACUACUGGAUAAUAGGAACAAAAAGAUGCAGUCAGAGAUGGAUAUGAUGAAUGUCCGAAACAUUGAACUCAGGACCAAGAACAAGUCCAUCUUGAAAGAAUCCAACCAUACAGAUGAGAGAAUUCGUGAACUUGAUGAAAAAGUAUCGAAACUGUCAACUGAAUUAAACACCAGCUACUCAGAAGUUGAUCAUUUACGAGAGGAGUGUCACGCUCUAAAAGCAAGACUCUCAGACUAUGAAUGUGAAAAUGAGUCGGACUUAAUGAAAAUUGAGGAUUAUACAGAAGCAUUACAUGAACAAGAGGUCAAAAUGAAUUUCAGGAGGCGAAAUAGCGAACACUCUGUGAUCAGUUGUGCUAACAGUGGACUCAGCUCGACCCUGGAUAGUCAGGGAAGAGCAUCUCAACUCACAAGACCUGACACAGGGAUUUCAGAUGUUAGUUUUGCAAACAGUUCUCACUCAGAUGAAGUGCCAAGGUGAAGAAACGGAUACUUCCGUGAACCGCACACAAUCUUCAAAAAGACUUUAAUCAGGACACUGAAUUGUGUAGGUGUUAGAACUGGGGAUGACAUUCAUAUUCGAUCUAAUAAUAGUACAUUACAAAAUUCUGUAUCUAUUACUAACUUAAAUGCUCAAACAAGACUGUACUUUAUUAGGCAUGAAAUUAUAUUUUCAAUGACAAGUAUUUACCAAUUCUUCUAAGAGCCGCAAAUCAAAUCUUUUUUCAGAUAAAUAAAGACUGUAAGAUAAUCGCCUUCCUUAAAGUAUUUCCUCGAUGACGUCUAUUGAAAAUUGAUAUGAAAAGAAUCCAAUAUAAUCACUGAAUGUCUAUCUUGCCAGGGUCAACAGAUCAACUAGUGGUGGAAAUGAAAUAUGUUCUCCUGUUAUAGCAACCUAUUUAUGCUGUCUAACUUGAAAAUGACACUUUGAAACCCUCUUAUCCAUUGAGAAUAUAUCAUGACAUUUGAAAAAAUUAUCAAUAUUCAUGUGCAUUGAUAUAGUCAAAGCAGAUGACAAAAGUCCUUAAUAUCAAACACUUAAUGCUAUAUAACUUAAUCACAAUUAUAUUGUACAUGUAUUGAGAAAUACUGAAAACAGGAAGUCGCCCAUUUUCCAAUUUUAUUAAUCGCAUCAAUCUAAAUAGUAAAUGAAUAUAUAUAAAAAAUGAAUAUAUAAAUUUUGAAAAAUUUGAUCUCAAAUUGUAUCAAAGUCCCUUCACUGACAACUAAUUAUCAGGA